AAUUUAUUAUCGUCGUCGCUUAAAGGUGACAUAAAUCAAAGAAUUAUUAAGAAAAUCGUAUUAAAAUGCCCGAAGCGCAACCCAGAAACAUAAUCGAACGAUUCUUUAACAACGUUUAUAAAGUAUUAGAAGGACCAACAGUUUGGGUUAGAGAAAACAUCGUUGAACCCAACCAAAAACAAUACCCAUGGUACCACGAAAAAAUGCGUAGAGUUCCAACUGUCGAUGAGUGCUACACCGAUGAUGUAGCUUGUUAUUUCGAAGCUAAUUGCCAGUAUAAACGAGACAGGUUAGUCGAUACUGAAAUAAUAAACAUUUUGCGUCAACGUUUUGAAGAAUGCAACAUGUACGAACAGCCGGAUCAUAUCGAGAGAUGCGCCCCGAUUCGUAAAGAUUACGAGGAGGCUUCUACGAAUUGGUUCACUAAGUACGGUGAUCUUGGGGCUUACCAUAAUGUUCGUUCUGCUUAUAUGAAGCAAAAACAUCGUAUGAUUUGGGAGAGACGCCAUGGACCGGUUGGAUCUGGGAUGAAAAAGCAAGAGGAGGAGGAAUAAAACGAAAAUAAGGAUGAUAUUGUAUAGUAUUGAGGUUAGUUGUAUUCUUUUUCGAAAUAAAUAAAAUUGUUUAAACAAA
This is a messenger RNA of Onthophagus taurus, 633 nucleotides long. It is a transcript of the gene ND-PDSW, whose product is annotated as NADH dehydrogenase (ubiquinone) PDSW subunit. The record is from RefSeq and is a predicted model, not a curated record. Gene Ontology annotation, cellular component: respiratory chain complex I. Lineage: Eukaryota; Metazoa; Arthropoda; Insecta; Coleoptera; Scarabaeidae.